Molecule: messenger RNA, 2317 nt
Organism: Chanos chanos (milkfish)
Lineage: Eukaryota; Metazoa; Chordata; Actinopteri; Gonorynchiformes; Chanidae
Gene: f13a1b
Product: coagulation factor XIII, A1 polypeptide b
Exons: 15
Coding region: 105-2300 (731 amino acids)
Biological process (GO): peptide cross-linking; blood coagulation, fibrin clot formation
Molecular function (GO): protein-glutamine gamma-glutamyltransferase activity
Source: RefSeq, a predicted model, not a curated record
AGCAAACAAACUCUCCAGAACUCCCUCUCAAGUGAUUGGCUGUGCGCAGACGCCUUUCUCUGCAGGUCUAACAGGUGUCUGAGUUUGAGAUCGCCGUAGCAACAAUGUCCAAUCAGGAGACUCCCGCAGCCAGUCCUCGGCAGGUGUCCCAUCGGGGACGCAGUGCCGGCCCGGCUGCCAACUCCAACAAAGACGCAGAGGAAGUCCCCGAGUUCGAGCCCUUCAUGCUCCUUCCCAGAGGCCCUCCACCUCUUCACGAGUUUCUUGAUAUCUGGGAUUUGGACAUGCUAAAGCAACCACACGAGGUCAACAAACAGAGGCACCAUACCCACCUGUACGCGAACAACCUUCUCAUCGUCCGCCGCGCUCAGGAAUUCGAGAUAAAGAUCACCUUCAACCGCCCUUACAAACCAGAGGAGGACAAGUUUGCCGUGGAAUUUGUCAUUGGUGCCAGUCCUCAGUACAACAAGGGCACCUACAUCCCCGUCUUCCCCAAGGAGGAGCAGCAGAGCACCUGGCGCGGACGGGUGGUGGACUCCACCGAAAACGUUGUCACUAUGGGCAUCACGGCGUCGCCAGAUUGCAUCGUGGGGAAGUACCGUUUCUACGUGGCGGUGGUGACGCCUUACGGCAUCCGCAGGACCAGGAGAGAUCCUGCCAACGACAUCUACGUCCUCUUCAACCCCUGGUCUCCCGCUGAUACAGUCUUCCUGGACGAUGAGGAGGAGAGGGAGGAGUGCGUACUUAAUGAACUGGGGAUUAUCUACCACGGAGCAUAUGAUGACGUAUCAGAGAGGGCCUGGAACUAUGGACAAUUUGAGUACGGGAUUCUGGACGCCUGUCUGUUGAUCCUGGACAACGCCGCCAUGCCCCUGACCAACCGAGGAGACCCCAUUAAAGUCACCAGGGUGGCAUCUGCUAUGCUGAAUUCCAAGGAUGAUGAAGGUGUUUUGGUGGGGAACUGGAGUGGAGACUACACUUACGGAGUGGCCCCCACCUCCUGGACAGGCAGUGUGGAGAUACUCAUGACUUACGUUGGCAGUAGGGAGCCUGUCUGUUACGCCCAGUGUUGGGUGUUUGCUGCUGUUUUCAACACAUUUCUGCGGUGUGUGGGGAUUCCUGGCAGAGUUGUCACCAACUUCUUCUCCGCUCAUGACAACGACGGUAACCUGAAAAUGGACAUCAUUCUGGAUGAAAACGGGAGAAUAGACAGAAAUCGCACCAAGGACUCCAUCUGGAAUUACCAUUGCUGGAAUGAGUGCUUCAUGUCCAGACCUGAUCUGCCACAGGGCUUCGGAGGGUGGCAGGUGGUGGAUGCUACACCCCAGGAGACCAGUGAUGGCAUGUACAGAUGUGGUCCUGCCUCAGUUGCUGCCAUAAAACACGGCCAGAUCUGUUACCCUUUCGACGGCCCCUUUGUGUUCGCUGAGGUGAACAGUGAUGUGGUGUUUUACCAAAGGAACAAGGAAGGCUCUCUGCAUCCUGUUAAGGUCAACCCCUCUCACGUUGGCCGUAUGGUGCUGACCAAAGCUCCACUGGGCGAGGGACGUCGGGACAUUACUGACCAGUACAAAUUCCCGGAAGACAGUGCAGAGGAACGCAGGGUGCUGGAGAAGGCUGAGGAGUUAGGCUGCCACAGACAGAAGCGUUCUGUCUCAGAGGGUGACGUGGACGUGAGCAUCCCCGCCAAGGAGGUCCGGGUAGGUGAGGACUUUGAGCUGGUUCUGGAGUUCAGGAACCGCAGCGGGCAGCGUCGCACGGUGGACGUCUACGUUAGCGGCACGGUGGUCUACUAUACCGGUGUGCCGAGCGCAGAAGUGGUGUUCAAGACCCCUACUGUCAAACUGGAGCCCCACAAAGAUUUCAAGGAGGUGAUCAAUGUUCGCAGUCAGGACUACAUGAGCAAGCUGGUGGAGCAGGGCAACCUGCACUUUAUAGCCACUGGUAAAGUGAAGGAGACGGGCCAGAUCAUCACUGCCAUGAAGACCAUCACCAUGCACAACCCCAAACUCAGAGUGCAGGUGUCUGGACAGCCUAAAGUGAAUGAAGAGAUGUGGGUUUCUGUGGAGUUCUUCAACUCCUUUAAAUUCAGUCUGGAGAACGUGAAUGUGCGCAUGGAGGGCCCAGGGGUCAUGCCUUACAAGUCCAAGCAGUACAGCGUGAUCGCCCCUUCUACCUCCAUAACCUGGACGGAGACGUUCACUCCUCGGAGAGCAGGGUACACUAAAGUGAUGGCCAGCCUGGACUGUGCUGCCAUCAGACAGGUGUAUGGAGAGGCUGACGUCAACAUUGUACCCUGAGGGUCGGCACGUCCAGA